UUACCGCGUUGUUUCGAUUUAUACGACGUCUGAUAAAAUUAUUGCUGUUCUUACCCACUUUAAAAGUUCCCGCAAUUCGUGUUCGAAAUGAAUGUGAUCACGUGACUUGAUACAUCGUCUCCAAUCGUCUCCAUUAAAAAUGGCGGAUUACAGUGAGAAAUGUGCUGACGAUUGUUCGUUCGAUUAUAGCGAGGAUAAACAAAAAGGCGUAUGUUUAAUAAAAGCAGAGUAUAUCCUCGAAGACCAUGUAAGACUCUUAAGCGAAGAGUGUUUAACGAAAAGCGACAAAGAGAAGGUUUCCACCAACACAAUUAUCUCUGAAGAUCCUUCUUUGUCAGCUGAACCACCAUGUAAAAAAUAUAAACAUGACAACAAGAAGGAAAAGCUCAGAGGUCAGAAUAAAGCCAGACCAGCUCCAUUUAAGGCACAGCGCGAGUUGAACCUGUGCCCAUGGAUAGCAGAUCAAACGGUAGACGAACCUGAAAAACAAUGCACUAACAAACGAUGUACAUUUUUGCACAACAGGAUGGAAUAUUUAAAGAUAAAGCCAGAGGACAUUGGAACGGAAUGCUAUCUUUUUAAUUUGACUGGCAGAUGUCCUAGAGGUGCAGCCUGUAGAAUGGGCUCUAAACAUUUGACAGAGGAUGGUUUAAAUAUCGUCAACAAGGAAAAGGAAGAAGAGUAUCAAAAGAGGCCAUCCUCCACAAAGAACCACAUAACGAAAAGCCUGCAAAUGCAACUGCGGAAGUACAAGUAUAAUUUCGCUAAAGCUGAGAAAAUAGUUAAGGCAAACGAACCAUCUAGGAAGAAGCUGGACAAUGCAGACAAAUCAGAUACAAAGAAUGGCUGUGCUUCGGAAUCUGAGCAACCUUUGGAUGCAAACAAAGCAGAAGUAGAAAAUGGUUGCACUUUGGACACUAGUAUUUCCAAAUUUACAAAUGAAACACCCGAGAUACACAAUACGGAACAGAAAAUUGGCCCAGUGGAGGAUUAUGACUUGAUCAAAUGUAGGAAUGAGGAGAAGAAGAAGAUAGAUUGGAAAAAUAAAAUAGUUCUUAGCCCUCUGACGACAGUAGGCAACUUGCCUUUUAGAAGAAUCUGCAAAGAGUAUGGAGCAGAUAUAACGUGCGGCGAAAUGGCUCUGGCACCGAGGAUACUGAAAGGAGCUCACGAAGAGUGGGCGCUGGUGAAAAGGCACGAAUCGGAGAACAUCUUUGGCGUACAGCUAUGCGGUAAUAAUCCAGGAGUACUGACGAGGUGCUCUCAAUUGUUAACCGAGGAAAUCGAUGUUGAUUUCAUCGACUUGAACCUCGGUUGUCCUAUAGAUUUGAUUUAUCGACAAGGAGGUGGCAGUGGUAUGCUCAAUCGAUUAAAUGUCCUAGAAACCGUUGUAAAAUCUGUUAGCCAAGUCAUGAACAUACCUCUAACUGUAAAAACUAGGACUGGUGUCUACAUAGACAAACCUGUUGCACACAACCUAAUGCCAAAGUUUCACAAGUGGGGUGUGUCCAUGAUUACUGUUCAUGGACGAUCUCGCGAGCAAAGAUACACGAGAUUGGCUGACUGGGAGUACAUUGAAAAGUGUGCAAAAGCAGCCCAGCCAACGCCAGUAUUCGGAAAUGGCGAUAUUUUGUCGUUUGACGACUAUCAAAGAGUUCGAGAUACUUACUCCAAUGUGAGUGGUAUUACCAUAGGUCGUGGGGCGUUAAUAAAACCAUGGAUAUUUACAGAAAUAAAAGAAAGAAAGUUGAUUGACGUGUCGAGCUCGGAGAGAUUCGACAUGUUAAAGAAGUAUGCCAAUUAUGGUCUCGAACACUGGGGCUCGGACACCCGUGGUGUCGAAACGACGAGGAGAUUUAUGUUGGAAUGGAUUUCAUUUUUACAUAGAUAUAUUCCCGUUGGGAUUUUGGAGAGACCCCCGCAAAGAAUAAAUGAGAGGCCUCCGUUUUAUCGAGGUCGCGACGACAUAGAAACGCUUAUGGCGAGUUCGAACUGUGCCGAUUGGAUUAAAUUAUCGGAAAUGCUACUAGGAAAAGUGCCCGAGGGAUUCCACUUUUUACCCAAACAUAAGGCGAACUCGUUUAAAUAACCAGGGACAAUAAUGUACAAUGAAUUAUUACGAAAAAAAAACAGAAUACUUUUAUAUGAGAACCUUUUC
Hylaeus anthracinus is the source of this 2158-nucleotide messenger RNA. It is a transcript of the gene Dus3, whose product is annotated as tRNA-dihydrouridine(47) synthase [NAD(P)(+)]-like. Gene Ontology annotation, biological process: tRNA processing. The record is from RefSeq and is a predicted model, not a curated record. Gene Ontology annotation, molecular function: RNA binding; tRNA dihydrouridine synthase activity; flavin adenine dinucleotide binding. The coding region runs from base 140 to 2089 and encodes 649 amino acids. Lineage: Eukaryota; Metazoa; Arthropoda; Insecta; Hymenoptera; Colletidae. The transcript has 5 exons.